CCAAGAUAGUAAGUUGUAUUUACUCGUUGCUAUCUCAAACUCGUCGGUAAAUAUUUUGUUUAUUGUUGCUAAGUCGGUAAGCAUUCAAAAUCGUCGUCAAAGUACAUAUUUUGGCGUUCUAGAACAUUUUUUAGAUAUUUUAUUAAAAAAACUAACAAAAAUCAAUCGCGCAAAAAAUGUAAUAAGCAUCACGAACGUUAAAGACUUGCCGAUCUUAGACAAAACAAUUGUCUUCGAUCUGUAAAAUGUCCUUACCGUUCUUGAUGCUUAGUAUACUAUUUCAGAUUUAAAAUGAAAUCUACGAGGUUACUACUCGUAUUUAUUAUUCUCAUAUUAAUUUUUGUUGUCCAUGCUAAGGGCAACAUAUUUACACUGAAGAAUAAGACUAAUAUCUAUUGCAUAAACGAAGAAAUGGAAGGUUCCGGAGUUUUUGUUGAUCCAGUUGUUGAAACACCUGAGACGUUGCUUUUAUCAAAAAAUAAUAUAAAGUGGCUGUCUGAUGAUUGGGAAGUCAAAAAUGCAUCAAGCUUAAAUAUGGUUCAUGUUACAGACAAAAGAUGGAAUAAUUUUGCCAUAAAAUCGAAUUUCUAUUUUCAUUAUAAGUUACUUUCUUCUGUAUCUGUUUCUUUAUAUGCUAAAGAGAAAACUGAAAUAGAGAUUUUCGUGUACAAUAAUGAAGAGAGCAGAUACUAUCAUACAUCAGUUGAAGACAAACAGUGGUACCAUUUCACUGUCACUAUAAAAAAUAAUUAUGUUAAUAAUAUGAGAAAUAAUGAAAUAAUUGGAAAAUACGAUAAUUUUGUACCUACUGAUGUUGUUUUUAGAAGUAGAAAUGGAAACGUUUUUUUGAAAGAACAUUUAUACAAGUUGAGAUGGUCAAACAAAAUUAGUGAAGGACAACCAACAACUUUGACAAUUCCAUCAAAUAGAAUAUCGUGUCUACUUUUGUUUACAUCCUUAUGUAAUGAGUGUUAUUUGAAUAUUACUUAUCAAAAUUUAACAACAACAAUUAAUAGUAAUCUAUUAAAUGAAGGUGAAUCAGUCAUGAAGUGGCAAGUAAAUAAAACAAUCUUAAACUUUGAGAAAGAUGCUGAAAUACAUAUUCGUAGAGGAAGAUAUGGCAAGGAAAAUUUUGGGUAUUGGAUACUCGAUUACGAUAUUUGCGAGUCACCUAACAUGGUUUCUCGCCAAAUUAAUUCUUCAGAAGAAAAGUUGACUUGUAAGAGCUUAAAUCAAAAUAAAAACACCAAAAGAAACGUUACCACAAAUAACUGCCAACUUAGUUGUCAAAGUCUGCGCGGACUUAAUUUUCCUAUUUGCAAUGAUUUUACAAUAGGAUAUAACGCUAGAUGGAAUUGUUCUUGGGAUUCAUCUGAAAAUUUUUGCGAAAUUGGUUGUGACAUUGGAACUUUUGAACUUUCUUCUAACUGCACAUACAAUAAAACACAUAACAAAUAUCCUAGAAGUACAAGUACUAAAGCGGAAACUCCGAGAACUACAAUUAUUGUUAUUGUUGUUUUUUUUGUUAUUCUUAUUCUUUUUUUUUUCUUUUUUUUUAUUAUCAUUGCAUUUAUCAAGUGGUGGAGCUUUUUUCUUCCAAAGAAUCUCACGCAUGGAGUAUACUCGAACUGUACAGUAGUACAGUUAGGACAGUAGUAAAAUAAAUAAGCUACAAUCUUUUGACUGAUCAUCAUUUGUUUCUCUAUCUACUUGAAAACCGAUAAUUCCGAAUAAUGGAUUGUGGACAAGAUAUUUCACCACUCCAGUUACUCAUGUAACCUUUUUCAAAUAGAUGCUUGUAUUUGGUAAUUCUCACAUAAUCACCAACUUUGUACAUAUUUUCAGGCUUGAUUCUUUUAAAAUCUUUUUUUCUUGUACUCAUGAUAUUAUUAUAUACUUGUAAAACAUUAUCAGGAUUUACUUCAUUAGGGGCCAUUUUAAUAGUACGAUGAUAAGAAUUAUUCUAAGAAUGUACAAAUUCAGGUAAUACAUCAAUGUACUGCAUACUAUUUGAAUAUGUAAAAUAUUUAUACAUUUUUGUUUUUAAAGUUUUAUUAAAUCUUUCUAUUACAA
Tribolium madens (black flour beetle) is the source of this 2073-nucleotide messenger RNA. RefSeq lists its product as uncharacterized. Bases 292 to 1656 code for a protein of 454 amino acids. The record is from RefSeq and is a predicted model, not a curated record. NCBI's taxonomy places the organism in Eukaryota, Metazoa, Arthropoda, Insecta, Coleoptera, Tenebrionidae. The transcript is spliced from 5 exons.